Rotaria sordida is the source of this 1689-nucleotide messenger RNA. The record is from the annotation of a GenBank genome assembly. Lineage: Eukaryota; Metazoa; Rotifera; Eurotatoria; Philodinida; Philodinidae.
AUGAUACUAAGAUGGUUGUCAAAUCUUUGUAAAGAUACAACAUUUUUUUAUUUACCAACAAUUAAAUCUAUUGAUAAUAAAUCAAUUAAUCGUGAACUUUCUUCAUCAAAAAUUCAUACUGAUGAUGAUUUAUGUUUGGGUUGGAUAUUAUUUAAAAGUAUUGACCGUCCAGAUUUAGGUUUAAAAGAAGAAAAACCACGUAUGAUUAAUGUUAAACAUAUAGCAGAAACUUAUGUUGUUGGUAUUGCAAAUAAAAUCUAUCAAGGUAAAUCUCUUCUUCUUCGUUCACCCAAAUCUCAAAUAAUUAAAGAAAUGCCUGAAUUUGGUUCACAAUUAUUCCAUAUGCCAAUUAUUAGUAAUGCUACUCAUUUUAUUGUUCCAUCACGAACUUACAAUGAUAUAAUCGAAUCUACGAAUAUAUAUGAAUCAGAAAUUAUUCAUAUUGAAGAUGAUGAAUUACAAUGUCAUGACCGUGGUCGACUAGGUACUCAUGUAAUAACUAUCGGCGGUGUUUUCGAAAGUGUUCUAUCAAAACUCAUUAAUGCUUUUCAAUGUCCAAAUAAUGGUUAUUUUGCAAAGCCGAACGAUAAACAUUCAUUCUAUCAAUGUGCACAUGGUACAGCUUAUUUGAUGCCAUGUCCAGCUGGAUUAGUUUGGAAUCAGCAGAUCCAAGUUUGUGAUUGGGAUACGAAUAUACCUGUUAUCGAUUGUGACAAUGGAAGACAGCACAAUUGUCGUGAAAAUAGUCAAUGGUCAACGAAAGGAAUUUCUAUUGUUGGCUCGGAUAAUAAAUUCGGAUCGGAUUCAAAACAUUUAGGCUCACCAUUUGGUUUAUUUGUUGAUACUAAACACGAUAAUAUCUAUAUUGCUGAUACUGACAAUCAUAGAAUUCAAAAAUUCAAUCUCAAAGCUCUCGAGACUGGUGGAAUUACAGUAGCCGGUGGUAAUGGUGCAGGCAAUCGUUCGAAUCAAUUAAGUAUGCCUCGAGCAGUUUAUGUCGAUAGAAAUGAAAAUAUUUACAUUGCUGAUGAUGAUAAUCAUCGAAUUCAACUGUGGUCAAAAGGUGCUACUAGUGGCAUUACAGUAGCCGGAGGAUAUGGCAAAGGUAAAGGACUUAAUCAGAUAGGAGCUUGUCAGGGUAUUUAUGUUCAUGAAGAUACAAACUCAUUAUUUAUCUCUGACUUUUACAAUGACCGUAUUGUGAAAUGGAACUCAGAAACAGAUGAAGGUAUUAUCAUAGCAGGAAAUGGUAUUGGCGGUUCGAAAGCAAAUCAAUUGAGUGGACCACGUGGUAUUUUUAUCGACCAAUGCGAAACGAUUUAUAUUGCCGAUUUGUGGAAUAGUCGAAUACAAAAAUGGAAAAAAGAUGCAAGCGAAGGUAUUACGGUAGCUGGAGGUCAUGGAAAAGGUUCAGCUGCUAAUCAAUUGAAUAGUCCAUGGGAUGUUGAAGUCGAUCAAUAUAACAAUAUCUAUGUUGUUGACACUGACAAUAAUAGAAUUCAGAAAUGGAGUCCUGAUGCGAUCAGUGGUGUGACUGUCGCUGGCGGAAAUGGAUGGGGUGAUGGUAUCGGCCAAUUCAAAUCUGCGCAUAGUAUAGGACUUGAUAAGCAAGGAAAUAUGUAUGUUAGUGAGCAAAGAAAUCAUCGAAUUCAACGCUUCAAUAUUACAGCAGAAACGAAUAGUUGUUAA